Aspergillus heteromorphus CBS 117.55 is the source of this 1976-nucleotide messenger RNA. RefSeq names its product GMC family oxidoreductase. Gene Ontology annotation, molecular function: flavin adenine dinucleotide binding; oxidoreductase activity, acting on CH-OH group of donors. Bases 1 to 1920 code for a protein of 639 amino acids. The record is from RefSeq and is a predicted model, not a curated record. NCBI's taxonomy places the organism in Eukaryota, Fungi, Ascomycota, Eurotiomycetes, Eurotiales, Aspergillaceae. Gene Ontology annotation, biological process: secondary metabolite biosynthetic process. The transcript has 5 exons.
AUGCUUCCGAGGGCUCUUUCUCUACUGGGUCUGGCCGCCCUGACUCUGUCCCGCAGCUUCGUGCCACCACCCCCUCAAUCGUUUGGCGUCAUCGGAGAGAAUGCGACGUUCGACUACGUGGUGAUCGGUGGGGGUACCGCGGGUCUGGUGAUGGCGGCGCGAUUGUCUCAGGGCGGCCGGUCAGUUGCGAUCGUCGAAGCUGGGGGGUUUUACGAGCAAGGGGCCGGCAACAUCAGCACCAUUCCCUCCAAUUCGGUCUGGUAUGCUGGUGCUGCCCCUAAUGACACCGACCCCGCCAUUGACUGGGGGUUUGUGACCGCCCCGCAAGCUGGUGUGUCGCUAAGGCCCAGCGGCCAGGGGAUGGCUAAUCGCCGUCUACACUAUGCCCGCGGGAAAUGCCUCGGGGGGAGCUCGGCCCGUAAUUAUUUCACCUACAUGCGGGCCACCCGCCAAGCGUACGAGCGAUGGGCCAGGGAGGUCGACGACCCCGGCUACUCGCUCGACCAGUUUGCUCUAUACAUGCAGCGCUCGAUACAUUUCACUCCGGCCGACAACGAACAACGCGCCCCCAAUGCCUCCGUCCCCGACGCUUCGGAUGCGUUCUGCUCGAGCGACGGGCCUCUGCAGGUGUCCAUCCCCCCGUGGGCCAACCCAUUCUCGUCCUUCGUGAAACGCGCCUGGGAGCAGCUGGGGAUUCCCCCGAUUCGCGACUUCGUGACGGGCAGGCUGCAAGGUGUGCAGUACAACAUGAAUACCAUCGACCCAGCCGACCAAUCCCGGAGUUCGUCCGAAAGCGCCUUCCUGCAACUAGCCCUAACUGGCGGCUCCUCUCGCUUGUACAAUCAGACCCUGGCCCAUCGCAUCCUCUUCGAGGGUACCACAGCCACUGCGGUGCUAGUGCAGACCGAUGGCAUUGAGUAUGUUCUCUCCGCACGGAAAGAGGUCAUUCUCUCUGCCGGUGCCUUCCAAUCCCCUCAGCUGUUAAUGCUCUCGGGCAUCGGUCCCGCCGCGACCCUCCAGCAGCACGAAAUCCCCGUCGUCUCGGCCCUCCCCGGCGUGGGCCAGAACAUGUGGGACCACCUGCUGUUCGGGCUAAGCUACCGGGUGACUCCACUCACACAUUCCGCCCUAAGCAACACCAACGGCGACACGCUCGCCUCCGCCAGCGCCGCCUACCACGCCAACCAAACAGGCCUCCUCACGAACCCCGGCGGAGACCUCAUCGCAUGGGAAAAACUGCCUGCCGCCGAGCGCGCAGCCCUCAGCCCAGCCACACAAGCCGCCCUGGCCCAAUUCCCCGCCGACUGGCCCGAGCUCGAAUACCUCGUGCUAGACGCCUACAGCGGCAACAACGAGAACUACAUCACCGCGACACCACCAGACGACGACACCGCGCACUCCUUCAUGUACGCGUCUCCCAGCGCGGUCCUCGUCGCCCCACUCAGCCGCGGCUCCGUCACCAUCACCAGCAGACACGCAACCGACCCCCCCCUCAUCAACCCCAACUGGCUCACCCACCGAGCCGACCAGGAACUCGCCAUCGCGGCCUUCCGACGACUACGCGCCAUGAUGGCCACGGAGAUCAUGCAGUCCGUCACCGUCGCAGAGGUAUAUCCGCCCUUACCCGGGAGCGGGAGCGGAAACCUCACCAGCGACAGCGACGACGAAAUCCUCGACACAAUCCGUCGCAACGCAAUCAUGACGUUCCACGCCUCGUGUACAUGCAAGAUGGGCCGACGGGGGGAUCCGAUGGCCGUGGUGGACGCGCAGGGCCGGGUGUUCGGGACGGAGGGGCUGCGCGUUGUGGAUGCGUCGGCGAUGCCGUUUCUCCCGCCGGGGCAUCCGCAGGGGAGUAUUUACGGUCUGGCCGAGAAGAUCGCAGAUGAUAUCAUCCGUGGAAAUGCGUCCGCGAGUAUAUAAAACCAACACAAACAUCAUGGACAGACAGACAAUAAACUGUGUGAAUAAGAAUUAAA